UAGGCGGGGAGGGGGGUCCAAACUAGAAGGCCGCUGCAUUACUCCGCUAGUAGUAGCAGAUUGCAAAUUCCGCGCUCCCACUCUGCCAUCUACAUCAACAGGCAUCUCCCCCACCACCACGUCCUCUUCCUCGGUUUCUCCUCGUUGGUAGGUGGCGACUGGCGAGUGGAAAACUAGUCAGAACGUUCCGCUGAAUGCCAGCAUAAACUGAAAAAAAAAAGGGCAGGAGAUCACCUAUGGGCCAGGCAGCGAGUUGCAGAGUGUCGGCGGCCACUGAACAUGAACUAUUCAGUACUGUCCAAAAUGGGGAGUUGGAAACAGUUGAAACUAUGGUUGAUGAAGAUCCUACUAUCUUGGGACUGACCACUGUCCAUGGGAGGCUCUCCGCUCUACACAUAGCAGCUGCCAAUGGGCAGAAUCAGGUUCUAUCCAUGCUUUUGGAUCGGUCUUUCCAUCCGGAUGUUUUAAACCGCCACAAACAGACCCCAUUGAUGUUAGCUGCUAUGCAUGGGAAGCAUUCCUGCGUGGAAAGGCUCAUUCAAGCAGGAGCUAACAUAUUGAUGUUUGAUUCCGUGAAUGGAAGAACCUGUUUGCAUUAUGCUGCUUACUAUGGUCAUUCAGAUUGCUUGCAAUCUAUUCUUUCUGCUGCCAAUACCUCCCCAGUUGCCCAGUCUUGGGGAUUUGCAAGAUUCUUGAACAUAAGGGAUGGAAAUGGGGCAACCCCAUUGCAUUUAGCAGCCCGCCAAAGACGAGCAGAGUGUGUUCGUUUGCUAUUGAGUAAAGGGGCUCUGGUGUGUGCCUCCACAGGUGGAUACAGCUGCCCAGGCAGUACACCACUUCAUUUGGCAGCACGUGGAGGUUCGUUGGAAUGUGUUCGUGAAUUGCUUGCUUGGGGUGCAGAUCGACUUCAGAGAGAUUUGUCUGGGAGGAUACCUUAUAUGGUUGCCUUGAAGCACAGGCACGAUGUAUGUGCAGCAUUAUUAAAUCCUUCAGCUCCAGAGCCUUUGACUUGGCCAUCAUACUUGAAGUUCAUCAGCGACCUUAGCCCCGAGGCAAAGGCACUAUUAGAAGGGGCCCUAAUUGAAGUCAAUAAGGCAAGGGGAAAGUUGAUCUUGAAGGGGAUGCCUGACACAGAUGUACCAAUUGCCAACUCUGUGGCUGGUGAUGUUGAUCCUCAGGUAAGCAAUGUCGAGGUGUGCUGCAUCUGCUUCGAGCAGGCGUGUACGAUUGAGGUUCAAAAUUGUGGUCACCAGAUGUGUGCCCAUUGUGCCCUAUCCUUGUGUUGCUACAACAAACCAAGUCCUUCGACCAAUAUUAUCAAGGGACCCGUCUGUCCCUUUUGCAGAAGCAGUAUCACUCAGCUAGUUGCUGCAAAGAUCUGUGCUAACGGUGAUGUUGAACUGGAUUUAUGUCCAUCACAGCCAAGGCGAUCACAAAAGUCAUUCAACCAGAGUGAAGGUAGUAGUAGCUUCAAGAGCCUGUCAUCCUUGGGUUCAUUCACGAGGAUAAGUGGGCGCAAGUUUGCUGCUGAUGGUGAUGAGGGGUUCGAUAAACGGUAGCCAUUGCUGCAGAUACAUGCUCAAGGCCGCAGCCUUUCGUCAAGGUCUAAUUUUGGCAUCAAUGGACAUCAGGAAUUGUGCUCAUUAUUUGCCCAAAUCUAGAGUAAGAAUGUGAAAAAUCAAGAGACCGACUACCGAGCCACUCUUUAAAAAAGUCGAAAUUCUUGUCAUAAAAGGAUUUUGAAGGGAGAACAUUGACAUGCUUCUGUGGAAGCUCAAACCUCGCAUUUGAUAGGGCAAGUAAAGUUUGACAGUAGUACUAAGUUUCACCUCCGAGGAGCAUUGGAAACCCAUAAACAAGAAACCUCUCCGUUCGAUAAAUACAAUCAAUUUGCCCUAUUUAGUCCAA
Messenger RNA from Coffea eugenioides, 1908 nucleotides. Its product is annotated as putative E3 ubiquitin-protein ligase XBAT31. Gene Ontology annotation, molecular function: protein binding. Bases 237 to 1559 code for a protein of 440 amino acids. NCBI's taxonomy places the organism in Eukaryota, Viridiplantae, Streptophyta, Magnoliopsida, Gentianales, Rubiaceae. The transcript has 8 exons. The record is from RefSeq and is a predicted model, not a curated record.